UCUCACUCCUUUAUCCAUUUAGCGCCUGAAUAUGAAGGAGACACAAAAAUACAAUUAAUUCCCUCACUCAAAAUCUGAGCUUGUUUCCAUUACCGCAGCGACAGGCCAAGAAGAAAUGUCAUUCUCUUUACGUCUCUCAUCUCCUGCACCAGCUUUUGAAUCUUGCAAUAGAAGAAAGAGAGCACGGCCUCUUCAAAUCCUCUCUUGUUUUCAAGCCGGAAAAGAUGAGACUAACAACUGCAGGAAUGUGAUUUUGGUGGAGAGGUAUGCCAAUGGAACUUCUAGAAGGUAUGUGUUGGAUGAUGAUGCACAAUUAAAACCUUUCCUCGAGGAACAAGGUGCUAAAAAUAGUGCGUUGCAAGAAUCAUAUUCCUCAGACAUAAAUCUAUCUUGGCUCCCAUAUAUUAUCAAAGAUUUUAUUUUACCUGCAGGCUUCCCAGGAUCAGUUUCAGAUGACUACUUCCAGUACAUGUUGCUACAAUUCCCUACCAAUGUUACUGGAUGGAUCUGUCACACGUUGGUCACAUCAAGUCUCCUCAAGGCUGUUGGUGUUGGCUCAUUCACAGGCUCUACAGCUGCUGCUGCUGCUUCUGCUGCUGCCAUCAGAUGGGUAUCAAAGGAUGGCAUUGGAGCUCUAGGGCGCUUAUUCAUUGGUGGACGGUUUGGAAGUCUUUUUGAUGAUGAUCCAAAACAAUGGCGCAUGUAUGCAGACUUCAUUGGCAGUGCUGGAAGUAUCUUUGAUCUAAUCACCCAAGUGUAUCCUGCCUAUUUCUUACCAUUGGCUUCUCUUGGAAAUCUUACCAAGGCUGUUGCAAGAGGACUGAAAGACCCUUCAUUUCGUGUAAUUCAAAACCAUUUCGCAAUCUCGGGAAAUCUGGGAGAGGUAGCUGCAAAGGAGGAAGUUUGGGAAGUAGGUGCUCAGUUGCUUGGCCUUGCUUUGGGAAUAUUGAUCCUAGACACACCUGGUCUCGUAAAGUCUUUUCCAGCCUUGGCAUCGACAUGGCUGAGCAUGCGGCUUCUGCACCUCUGGUUACGUUAUUUGUCACUUUCGGUUCUACAAUUUGACACAAUAAAUCUCAAGCGUGCUCGUUUGCUGGUCAAAUCACAUAUUUUACACUCUGUUGUUUUGGGUAAAUGCAUAUCCUUCCCAAGUCCUGGUUCAUACAAAGGAUCUGACUUAACAACAUUUUGUUUAUUACAUUUGUCUCAGGAUGUGUUGAUUGCAAUCGAGAAGAAAACAUUUUAUUAUGGGAAACAUUCACGAAGCCACAAAUUACAUUCGGUGUCCCCUUACAGGAGAUGGUUGGUGGUCAAGACGCUUUUAAAACUAUAUACAAAGGAGAACUAUUUGCUCGUGGUAAACCAACAAAAAGGAGACUUUGAGGUGUUUGUCUCAUUCAAGGUUGGAGCUACAAGUAUGUCGGCCCUGCGAAGUGUAUGGCAGACAUAUUGGCUACAUGAAAACUGGAAAAGCUCUACUAAUGUCUUGGAUAAGCUUGCACAGAGUCUCCUAGAGAUGGAAGUAAAGUUCGAAGAUUUCGUCCAGCAGUUAGAGGUAGCUGGAUGGAAUACUCAUCAAAUAAAUCUCAAGGUCCCAAGGGAAAUCGUCAUUGAUGAACUACACACUCUUUGAUCUUCAAAAAUCAGUAAUUCAAACACCACUGCCAAUAGCUGAAGCAAGUGCUUGAAAUAUGCUCCAUCUGCAAAAAAAGACAUGCCUUGGGCAUAUAGGCCAACUCAUCAGGCCACUGUUUAUAGGAAUGUCCAGCUCCAUUUGCCAACCAGUGAAAAUUUGGAGUUGAGCUCUUCAUGCCAUUUUUCUGGAUGAAAAGGUUCAUGGUAGAAGGUUAGAGGGAAGUUUCCAGUCGACUGAAUCAGCCCAUUUCUUUAUGGAAAACAUAUUCACACAGAGGCACAUCAAUUUGCAACAUCCGAUAGUGUAAGGCAGUUACGGCCUCAUUCCAAACCUCUGGGACUAAAACAAAAAAAUAAAAUAAGAUAAAAAAGAAUUAAUUUUAAUUUGUUAUCUUUUCUUUUUAAAAGAAUAAGAUCUGGAGUUAAUUUACAGCGUAUCGGGCAAAAUUCUUACGAAUGGUAAAAUAUUGUCUUAAGAAUUUUAAUAGUUAAAUUUAUUUUUUUUCUA
Messenger RNA from Ricinus communis (castor bean), 2143 nucleotides. RefSeq names its product protein root UVB sensitive 5. Lineage: Eukaryota; Viridiplantae; Streptophyta; Magnoliopsida; Malpighiales; Euphorbiaceae. The record is from RefSeq and is a predicted model, not a curated record. The coding region runs from base 116 to 1633 and encodes 505 amino acids. The transcript has 14 exons.